AUGUUCACUCAGCUGGUCGCCUUGACGCUUGGCGCCUUGUCGUUCGCCACUGCAUCUGAUUCCCACGCGCAGGGCUUCAACAACGGUCCCAGAUCCGGGACCUACGAAAUAACCACACCGAAGUUUGGUGCCUCUCUUCUGCACUCGUACCAGAUCGGGAACCCGCUCGUCCUGAGCCGUGCUUUGCUAUUCCCGGGACCUUACGGCCAGUACGAGCUGGACGUCGCCAACGACAACACAAUCCGCCUGACCCAUCGCGGACACAACACUGCAGUAGUGGUCGAUGAGGACCAGUUCAUUUCAACGGCAGCCAAGUCUACUCCACAUGAGUUUGUCCUUCGAGCCGGUGACGAUGAGGGCCAUUACGUUGUUCAGUCAAACCAAGGUCGCACGCGCGGCCUUGUUUGGACACUCAACCCAGGUGACACGAACCUCAUGUCCCGCGUUGUCUUGGCCCCAUUCAGGGGUCUGCCGUCCCAGUACUUCCGGUUUUCGGCCGUCAGAGGGUAUGUGGUUGGUCUGGAGCAUCUCCCUGCCACCGGUCUGCGUGCUCCCGACGCUUCCACAUUGUCCAACGUCGGCCCUGUCCCUUCUGGAACCUACCGUAUCAUCGAUGGUCGCUUCGGUGGCCUCGUGCGCAGCUACAACGUCGGGCAGACCGCGUACACGACGAUCGGGCGGGACUUCCCCGGGGACUUUGGCGCGUGGAAAGUUUUCGGGAACGACAUCAUGGGCUACACCAUCGUCAACGCUGGGCAUCAACUCCCAUUAGUGCUGACUGAUUCCAUGAACCUCGCGCCUAUCCCAGGCCGCAUGCCUGCUCGAUUCCGGUUUAUCUCCCGCAGCCAGGGACGCGUCUCUGUCGCCUUGAUGGACGGUGAAGGGGUUUGGGGCUUGGACUCGAGCAAUGGCCCUAUUCAUGCCCCGAUUGAGAUUCAAUCCGAGAAGCGCGGUGAAAUCACGCAGGAGUUCACGUUCGCCCCGAUCGACAACAUGUUGUGAGCCCUUCGACAAUGCAACGGAUCGUCUAUGUAAGAGUGGAGCGCUUGCACAUUCCAAGCUGUUGGUCAAACGAAUGCGUAAAUGAAUCUUGUUUUGAGAUAGCCGUGUUUCUAUCAUCGAUCUUUUAACUGGAAGUGUGAUGAGGUGGCGGA
Messenger RNA from Mycena citricolor, 1154 nucleotides. Lineage: Eukaryota; Fungi; Basidiomycota; Agaricomycetes; Agaricales; Mycenaceae. The record is from the annotation of a GenBank genome assembly.